Messenger RNA from Aspergillus candidus, 822 nucleotides. RefSeq lists its product as uncharacterized. The transcript has 2 exons. The record is from RefSeq and is a predicted model, not a curated record. Bases 284 to 583 code for a protein of 99 amino acids. Lineage: Eukaryota; Fungi; Ascomycota; Eurotiomycetes; Eurotiales; Aspergillaceae.
GCAAGGUCUCAAGAGCACCCUUCCCCUCCCCCUUCUACUUCACAGCUACACAGGGCUCAAAUCAAGCUGCAGGAUGGGCGAUCCUCAAACCACCGCCGCUCUAGCUCAUCCUCAGCUCACCAACACUCCGAAGACUAUAAGGCAGGCUGAGCCCGUUGCUGGAAGCCGAACAUAUACCAGUCACCACCAACUUCGUUCAACUCAUCGCCCCUCAGUCGAUAGUGUUUCCCAAGCAAUAGGCAGAAAAACAUCCUAGCUUCGACCGCCGUUGUAUCCCUCAGCAAUGCAGCUCAAACAGUUCCUCGGUCUCUUGGCCUUUGGCUUGCCGUUGGCCUUUGGCUCCCCUUUGCCUGCUCAAGAUAGCGAGGCUAUUCCUUAUUACCCGAAGCGCAGCAACGAGGGAGAGGCUAUUCCUUACUAUCCGAAGCGCAGCGACGAGGGUGAAGCCAUUCCCUACUACCCCAAGCGCAGCGAGGAGAGUGAGGCGAUCCCCUACUACCCGAAGCGCAGCGACGAGAGCGAAGCCAUCCCCUACUACCCGAAGCGCAGCGACGAGAGCGAAGCCAUCCCCUACUAUCCUUAAGGCAAUGAAGUCAGACCACUCCCGAAGCAAUUUCACCCCAGGCGAUGAAAAAUCUACUGGAGAUUGACGGGGCGCAUUCGACUUCGACGUUCACUACAUCCCUUAAAUAACUUGCCGUGUUGCUUCUAUCCGGCUUGUCAGCGACAUCUUGGUUUUUCUCCACCAGAGACUUUUGUGUGGCCCGCAACCUGACAAGCCGUUCGUUUUGAUAUUCUCCUCAAUUGUUGCCAGAAUGAAAC